Octodon degus (degu) is the source of this 809-nucleotide messenger RNA. Its product is annotated as secreted and transmembrane protein 1-like. Gene Ontology annotation, biological process: immune response. The transcript is spliced from 6 exons. Bases 123 to 761 code for a protein of 212 amino acids. The record is from RefSeq and is a predicted model, not a curated record. Gene Ontology annotation, molecular function: cytokine activity. NCBI's taxonomy places the organism in Eukaryota, Metazoa, Chordata, Mammalia, Rodentia, Octodontidae.
CCCUGCAGCCCACUGCUGCCAAUUUGGGCUUCAACUCUUCCCUCUUCCGGCUGCACUCUCUGCUCAUCAGGGUCUACAGGACAAGGACCAGGGACCUGAAGGCCUACUGCCAACCAGCAGCCAUGCACACCUGUCCCUGGGUGCCUCCCAGCAUGGUCCUCAGAAUGCUUGGGACCCUCCUACUCGUGGCCACCUCCCUGAGUACUCAGAAUGGAAAGUGGGACAGGCCCAUCUGCACGGAGGGCGUGGUGUUUGUGUCCAGGGGAGAGAGGGCUGUGCUGGCCUGCAACAGCUCCAACGCCCUCAGGCACGUCACCAUCCAGCUGAGCGCUCAUGGGGAGACCAGGACCAUCUUCAGCGAGGCAACCCCAGGAAGCUUCUCCCAAGAAGGGUGGCAGCUCCAGGUGCAAGGGGGCCUGGCCCAGCUGGUGAUCCAGCCUGCCCAGGAUGCCCACGCAGGGCUGUACUUGUGGCAUCUUCAGGGGCUGCAGAGAAACAAAAAGGAAACCAGGCUGAACGUCUUGGAGCCUCAGCAGGAGCAGGAGAUGGAGCCAGGUCCAAUGCUGGCCUUGUCUUCUGGGAGUGUUUCACACCUGUCACCAGAGGUGCUGCCUAGAAUCCAGGAGUCCCGGUUUCGAAUGGGGGUGGUGGUAGCUCCCCUGUUUCUCCUCCUGGUCAUUGUUGCGGUCACUGUGCUCACCCAGUGCUGGCUACAAAGUUCCCGGAAGUUCCAUCAGAUGAGGUUCAGAGCUCUAAGCUAGAGCAUGGCAGACUUGAACCCUCAGCGGAGCUCCAAGGAAGGAAAUGGC